AAGAGAGUCCUGAAAAAUUUGAUUCCGCGACGCGACUCGGGUUGUGGGAUUCAAGGGACGAUGAGACGUGUGAGAGCAGACCAUUCAACCAACAGAUUGAGCAAGCAAGCAAUGACGAGCAGGUCAUAAUACCAACCCCCAGAGAGCUUGGGAGGCUUAUCGACAUGGCUCUGCCAAAGAGCUUGGUGGCCACAUUGACACCGGAUGAAUUGACAUUCCUAGCGGAGGAGGAUAGGGUCCAGAUCGUGCCUCUGUUCUCGAUGACGAGAGUUAGAUUAUUGAGUGGGAUCUAUGGACCAUUCCAACCGCCCUCCGCGACAACUGUUCCUCUAUGGUUGGCUCUGUCUCUGAAGAAAAAAAGAAAGUGUAGGAUCGUUCCACCAGAAUGGAUGAGCGCGGAUCGCUUACAAGCCCUACUCAAAGACGAGAAAGAAAACGCAGAAGGGUUCGAACCCCUCCCAAGGCGAUUCAUAGAAACGUCCAAAGUCCUCUUGGAUCUGGCUUCGGACGAUCUUUAUUCUCCCACCAUGUUACGAUCACUGCUCAAAGAUUUGCGGGAGGUUCGUCAGGCAAAGAUCCGACUGGGUUUACAGAGUGAAGGUGUGAUGAGGGGAAGCUAUUUACAGGUCACCAAUCUCACCCCGCUGGAAUUAUCCGAGCUCAAACCGUUUCUCGUCAAAGCAAUGGGCAUGAUGCAAUCGCUGGAACCAAGAGGAGACGAAGAAGAAGGACAAGGCAAUGAUGGGGCGCUGGGAGGAUACACUCAACAAAGUAUAUAAUAGGAAAGGAGACCUUGCAACGCCUGGAAGCCCCACUGCACAUGACCUUGUUUCAUAGUCUCUAAUCUUUGCAUCUGCAUGGAUCUCCAAAGCUGGGCGUCCAGAUUCGCCUGACGCACGUC
Molecule: messenger RNA, 901 nt
Organism: Kockovaella imperatae
Lineage: Eukaryota; Fungi; Basidiomycota; Tremellomycetes; Tremellales; Cuniculitremaceae
Exons: 5
Coding region: 165-779 (204 amino acids)
Biological process (GO): double-strand break repair via break-induced replication; DNA replication
Cellular component (GO): GINS complex; nucleus
Source: RefSeq, a predicted model, not a curated record